Funneliformis geosporum is the source of this 1272-nucleotide messenger RNA. The record is from the annotation of a GenBank genome assembly. NCBI's taxonomy places the organism in Eukaryota, Fungi, Glomeromycota, Glomeromycetes, Glomerales, Glomeraceae.
AUGCUGAUUCCUUUGAGAAUACUUAUCGCGUCCUUAGCGAUUUGUAUUAGUUUACCAUGUAUUCUGGCAUUAUACGAUAAAAGUGGUCCAGUUACAUUGGUAACAGAAAAAAACUUUCGUGAUGUAGUUUUACUAACAGAACAAGUCGUUUUAUUGGAAUUUUUCGCGCCUUGGUGUGGACAUUGUAAAAAUCUUGCACCAGAGUACAAAAAGGUUGCUGAAAAUCUUAAAGGUCUUGUAAAAGUAGCAGCCGUAGAUUGUGAUGAUCAAUCAAAUCGAAACGUUUGUGGUGCUUACGAUGUUAAAGGUUUUCCAACAAUAAAAUUAUUUCCAAGUCAAGCAGUACCAGAUAAAAAAAAUUCUAAUUAUAAUGGACCAAGGACAGCAAAUGAAAUUGUGAAAUUUGCACUUUCUGAAAUACCAUCUUUUGUGCUACCAAUUUCCAAUAAUAAUCCAACAAAGAAAUCGUUCACUAUUGAAGAAUUUUUGGCCAAAGACAAUGAAACGAUGUCAAAAGUUAUAUUAUUUACAAAUAAAGAAAAAACCACUCAUUUAUAUAAAGCGUUAUCGGUGGAAUUUCAUAAUCGAUUAUUUCUGGGAGAAGUUAGACAAAAAGAAUCUUCAGUUAUUGAGAAAUUUGAUAUUAAAAAAUUUCCGACAUUACUUGCUAUAGAUAAAAACACCAAUGAAAUCACGGAAUUUAAAGGGAAAUUCAAUUAUGAAAACCUGAGCAAAUAUUUAAAUAAAUAUGCUUUGCCCAAAAAGAAUCCCAAUGAGAAAAAACCCGAGAAAAAGAAAGGACCUAAAAUAGAACUUGAACCAUAUAAUCCUGAAAUAUUAGAUGCAAAUUCACAAGCAAUACUUGAUAACGAAUGUUUGUCAAAAACGGGAUUAUGUAUUUUUACAUUUUUACCUUUAGAAACAGAAUUUGAAGAAUCAAUUAAAGAACAUGAAUCAAAUAUUAAAAUAUUAAAAAACGUUAAGGAAAGUCUCCAUAGAGAAUUAGGAAAUUCGAUUUAUUUAAGAUUUUUAUGGUUUAAUUCAUUAGAAAGUGGUUCAAAAAAAUUGAUUAAAGAUUUUAAAUUAGCCGAUGUUUUUCCGGUUUUGAUGAUUUUAAACCCAAAUAGAAAGGUAUAUAGGCCUUAUCUUGGACCUUUUGACGAAGAAAACAUUGAAAAAUUUUUGAAAGAGGUUAUUAAAGGUAAAGGAAAAAGUUUUGAAUAUGAUUUUAAUAUUACUUUAAAAUCAAAACGCGAAAAAGAUGAAUUAUAA